Fusarium poae is the source of this 1128-nucleotide messenger RNA. RefSeq lists its product as uncharacterized. Gene Ontology annotation, cellular component: mitochondrion. Gene Ontology annotation, biological process: pyrimidine nucleotide import into mitochondrion. The transcript is spliced from 3 exons. Lineage: Eukaryota; Fungi; Ascomycota; Sordariomycetes; Hypocreales; Nectriaceae. Gene Ontology annotation, molecular function: pyrimidine nucleotide transmembrane transporter activity. The record is from RefSeq and is a predicted model, not a curated record. Bases 1 to 1128 code for a protein of 375 amino acids.
AUGACUAGUGACGACGAGAAACCUUUCAACCAUACACAUUCGCCAAUCGACCACUCGGCACUUAUUCAGUCACGGGAGACUGGCGAUGUCCUUCCUGACGAUACGCCUAUUCAGGGCAACGUCAAGGCGUUGCCCUUUGCCAAAUCUUGGGUGCACAUGUUUGCUGGAGGUGUUGGAGGAAUGACUGCUGCUGCGAUAACAGCUCCUCUCGAUGUGCUUAAAACCCGAUUGCAAUCCGAUUUCUACCAAGCCCAGAUUCGAGCCCAACGCGAAGCUCAGGUUCAGACUCUUGGGCGGCUCAACCCCGCUCGAAGCGCACUGUAUCAUCUCAACGACACCCUCAAAAUUCUCAGUUCUGUGUACAAGAAUGAGGGUUGGCGAGCACUCUUCAAGGGACUCGGCCCAACCACUGUUGGAGUUGUACCUGCUCGCUCCAUCAACUUCUAUAUAUACGGUAACGGAAAGCGUCUGAUCUCGGAACAUUUCAACAAUGGUGUAGAAGCCCCCUGGGUCCAUUUAUCGUCUGGUGUUGCCGCUGGUGUUAUUACCUCGACGGCUACAAACCCUAUCUGGAUGAUCAAGACUCGUCUACAGCUGGACAAGAAUGUAGCAGCCGGCGGUACUCAAAUGCGCAAGUAUCGCAAUAGCUACGACUGUAUACGCCAGAUUCUCCGCGACGAAGGUCUUCGAAGUCUUUACCGUGGCAUGAGCGCUAGCUACCUUGGUGUAGUGGAAUCCACGAUGCAAUGGAUGCUUUACGAACAGAUGAAGGUCUCCUUGGCCCGUAGACAUAACGAGAUCGUUCGCAGCGGCCGUGAAAAAACUUGGUGGGACAAGACCGUUGACUGGACUGGGAAGGGUUUUGCUGCUGGAAGCGCCAAACUAGUUGCUGCUGUUAUCGCUUAUCCCCAUGAGGUUGCGCGAACGCGAUUGCGACAGGCGCCUAUGGAGAACGGUUUGCCCAAGUAUACCGGUCUAGUCCAAUGUUUCAAGCUCGUUUGGGUUGAAGAGGGCUUGAUGGGUCUUUAUGGAGGCCUGACUCCUCACUUAAUGCGAACGGUACCUAGCGCUGCCAUCAUGUUCGCAAUGUAUGAAGGUAUUCUUCGGCUGUUUCACACGCCCGCAUAG